CCUAAGCUCCGCCCAAGGCCCGGUUUUCCGCCUCGCAGAACCAGUACUGCACUGCCGUCCGACGCAAUGGAUCUGUCCUGGGCCACUCAAGAGAGUGAAGUGGUGGCAGAGAAGAUGCUCCGUUACCGACGGGACACGUCAGGCUGGAAGAAGUGCCGGGAAGGCAAUGGAGUUUUGGUUUCCUGGAGGCCAUCCGAGGAGUUUUCAGGGAAUCUGUACCGAGGGGAAGGGAUUCUGUGUGGGACACCAGAAGAGGUGUGGCAUUGCAUAAAGCCAGCUGCUGGAGGCCUCCGGGAGAAGUGGGAUGACAAUGUAACCAGUUUUGAAAUUGUCCAAAGCAUCACGGAUAUGCUGUGUGUGAGCAGAACCUCCACGCCCUCCGCUGUCAUGAAGCUCAUUUCUCCCAGGGACUUUGUGGACUUGGUGCUAGUGAAGAAAUAUGAGGAUGGCACCAUCAGUUCUAACGCUACCCACGUGGAACAUCCACUGUGUCCCCCAAAGCCAGGUUUUGUGAGAGGAUUUAACCAUCCAUGCGGGUGCUUCUGUGAACCUCUGCCAGGGGAGCCCAACAAAACCAACCUGGUCACCUUUUUCCAGACAGACCUGAGUGGCUACCUCCCUCAGAGCGUGGUGGAUUCCUUCUUCCCUCGCAGCAUGGCUCAGUUCUACCCCAACCUUCAGAAGGCCGUGCGGACGGUCCGUCAUUGAUAGUUGCCUCUUGGCAAAGGGAUGCCUCCGAUCCUUCAGGAGCUCCAGCUGUUCAACCUCGAAGACCAUGGAAGAGCUGCUGUGGCCUUUUGAGAUGCCCUAGUGAACAGCAAGUCUUGGGGUGCCAUUCCAGAAGAGCAGCCCAUUUCCUC
Molecule: messenger RNA, 860 nt
Organism: Acomys russatus (golden spiny mouse)
Lineage: Eukaryota; Metazoa; Chordata; Mammalia; Rodentia; Muridae
Gene: Stard5
Product: StAR related lipid transfer domain containing 5
Exons: 6
Coding region: 67-708 (213 amino acids)
Molecular function (GO): lipid binding
Source: RefSeq, a predicted model, not a curated record